Molecule: messenger RNA, 4673 nt
Organism: Cydia splendana
Lineage: Eukaryota; Metazoa; Arthropoda; Insecta; Lepidoptera; Tortricidae
Product: sodium/potassium/calcium exchanger Nckx30C
Exons: 8
Coding region: 285-1991 (568 amino acids)
Biological process (GO): intracellular calcium ion homeostasis; calcium ion transmembrane transport
Cellular component (GO): plasma membrane
Molecular function (GO): calcium channel activity; calcium, potassium:sodium antiporter activity
Source: RefSeq, a predicted model, not a curated record
CUAAUUCACAUCACGUUUAUUGAGCUAAGCGAAACUCGUCGAAAUCUAACUACGUAACUAUAAAUCAAUGAAACGAUAAUAGAGCUGAGAGCUACACGUUAUGGAUUAAUAAAGUGUUUAUCUAUCAUCCGUAACAAUGUAUCUGUGAUGUGACAAGUUUACGUUUGGUUGUGCUCGCCCGGGGACAGGGCGCCGGCGGCGGCGGCGGCGGCGCGGCGCAGUGCGGCGCUAUCGAGCGGCCGGGCGGGGCGGCGAGCGGCAGUCGCGCGCGGCGCCCCACGGCCAUGGGUGGCGCGCUGCUGCUCGCUCUGCUGGCGGCCGCGCGGGCCGGCGAGCCCAACACCACCAUCCUCGACUAUGACACCUCGUCCGCGUACGAGCCCCAGCCCACCGAGCCCGAGGAGAAAGCCCCUCUGUUCCCCACCGAUCUCUUCACGGAGGAGCAGCGGCGCUCCGGGGCUGUCCUCCUGCACGUGCUCGGCAUGGGCUACAUGUUCGUCGCGCUGGCUAUAGUCUGCGACGAAUUCUUCGUCCCGUCGCUGGACGUGAUCAUAGAACGCCUGGCGAUCAGGGACGACGUGGCCGGGGCCACGUUUAUGGCGGCGGGCGGCUCGGCCCCGGAGCUGUUCACCUCCGUGAUCGGGGUGUUCGUCUCGUUCGACGACGUAGGGAUCGGGACGAUCGUGGGCUCGGCCGUGUUCAACAUCCUGUUCGUGAUCGGUGCGUGCGCGUUGUUCUCCCGCACGACGUUGACUCUGACCUGGUGGCCGCUGUUCCGCGACUGCAGCUUCUACUCGAUCAGUUUGCUGGUGUUGAUAUACUGUUUCCGGGACAGCCUGAUCUACUGGCAGGAGGCGCUGGUGCUGUUCUCGCUGUACGGCGCGUACGUGAUGUUCAUGCGGUGGAACCAGCAGGUGGAGCGCGCCGUGAAGAAGGUCGUCUACAAGAACAAGGUGACGCGCGUCCGCAGCACGGAUCAGCUGAUGCCCACGCACCAGACCGCCGCUCAAACCUUGCACGGCAACGCGACGACAUCGAGCGAGACGUCAGUGGGCACCAACACCGCGGCCGCGGGCCCGAGCAAACAGCCGGCAGCGAAGUUCCGGCACGGGCUGCUGCAGCUCAUGAUACACACUAUCGACCCGAUGCACGACGGUGAGUUAGGCAAAGUGGACGAGAAAGCAACACAGCUACACGCCAUCGCGUCGCUAAAGGUGCUGCUGGAGGCCACGAAGCCGGCGGCGGGCGGGGCGGGCGCGGCGUCCGCGCGGAACUCCGCCGCCGUGGCUAAGGAGACGCCGCUCGACCUGCCCAACGGAGGCGUGCAGGAUGUACAUUUAGAUGCUAUAGAAGAGAUAGGGGACCUGGAGGAGGACACGACGCCAUUGGACAUGUCGUGGCCCUCCGGGUUCCGCAAGCGACUGACCUACCUGUUGGUCGCGCCCAUAGUCUUCCCAUUAUGGAUCACUCUCCCGGACACUAGGACUCCGAGAGGGAAGAAUCUAUUCCCCCUAACGUUUAUAGGAUCCAUAGUAUGGAUCGCGUUCUUCUCCUACCUCAUGGUGUGGUGGGCGAACGUGGCCGGCGCGACGGCGCACGUGCCCCCCGAGGUGAUGGGGCUCACUCUGCUGGCGGCGGGCACGUCCGUGCCAGACCUCAUCACGUCGGUCAUCGUGGCGAGGAAGGGGUUCGGAGAUAUGGCGGUCUCUAGCUCUGUUGGCAGCAAUAUUUUUGAUGUCACUGUUGGGCUCCCACUGCCGUGGCUGCUAUACGGACUGAUCAACGGGCAGCCGGUGGAGGUCAACUCCAAGGGCAUGGUGUGCAGCAUUGUGCUGCUCUUCGCCAUGCUGCUGUUCGUCAUCAUGAGCAUCGCCUGCUUCAGGUGGAAAAUGAACAGAGGGCUCGGCUUCACGAUGUUCCUGUUGUACUUCGUGUUCGUGGCCGUCAGUCUCAGUCUGGAGUACGGCUACCUCCACUGUCCUAGCGAGUAAGAACGUUCCAGAACUUUCUAGCACAAUCGGGAAUAUUGCAGAACAAUCAAGAGGAUGAGCACGAGUCACUUCAGCAAUAGGCCAUAGAAAAACCUGAAAGCAAUUGGACUAGAAUAUAAGAAAGAACAUAUUAAAGAAAGAGUAACCAAACCCUUCGUGGCAAGGCAGUGGUCGUGGGUGGAUAAGACAAAAUAACUAGAUUUGUUCCCUAUUUGAACUAGAACUUGUUAUUACAAGGAAUAAAGAGCAUUAAAAGAUUGUGAUAGUUCAAUUGUCGGGGUGCUUCCCGUAUUUGCUCGAUGGAACUGCGUACCGAAUCCUUAACUCAUUCACUGCUAAGCUCUGGUCGUAGCGCUACGUUGUAGCCGUUAACAUGGAUUUUGACUAUUAUAUUGAAACGACGAUAUGGCGUGGUUAGCUCAAUGGGUUAAGAAAUAUAGAUCAAAAAAUCUCAGCUCCACAGAUUAACGGAAAAGUAGCUAAUAAUUAAAAAUGGAAAUGUAAUGGCCGAAGUGACUUGUGUUGCAAAAAAAUUAUAGCACUGAUUUUAAUAAAGGAAGUUGUUCUGAUAUUAGGAAAUCAAUUGGUCCAACGUGCAUUCCAAACAAUAGGGAACUAGACGUUUGAUGUGAACUAGAUCUGUAUACAUUUGUUCAGUCCAGUUUGGUUAGUUCAAUUAGGUUGUUUUCCAUGCAUGUCAAAGCACAAACGAAAUGUUGUUAAAUUGCUCAAAUUCACAUAUUAUUUGUACUUAAAUGCCUUUGCUUUAUAGUAUAUGUUACGCUUAGUUUGUAAACAAGAGAGACAUGAGCACCAAAGGAGUCCAAUAUUCAUUCUUUGCAAUAGAACGAAGUGUAUUAUAGGAUAGUAUAGAAAUCCUAAUUGUAUGCAAUAAUGAGCGUAAGCUUCUGGUUUUAAAUGGCUGGUUGCGCGUGAGUUGCUGGCAGCAUAUUGAACUCUUUCUUGCAAACCUGAAAAAUAACACGCGAGAGCGAGACAAGUAUCUGCCAGCAGCUAGUGCGCUAGAGGUGUGUACAGACUUGCAAGCGGUGCAAUCGGCUAGAUUUUUUGUAUCAAAAUUGUAAAUUAUAAAGGAGUAGCCCACACUAGAGACUGUAGAUAUUUAUAUGAAUGUUAGAGGUUCAUUACCUAACCGUUGAAUAAAGGCGCUUUUAUGAUGCCGUUAGCGUUAUUGCUAAUUUAUAAUAUUAGAUAUAGUUCGUUUUUUUAGCAUUAGAAAGAAGGUAAGCGAUCGUGACAUGGCUUUUAAUUGAAAAACGAUUUUUAAAAAUCAGUAACUAUUACUUAUGAAAGCAGGAGAAUAUAAAUGAUCGUAUUAGAUUCAUAAUUGUUAAAUAUUUGCCGUGACUUAUUUUUAAAACGUGUUUUUCUAUUAAAAGACACAUCAAGAUUGUUUACCUUUUUUCUAAUGCUAAAAAAAACGAACUAUAGUACGUGUCAGCUAUUAUUGUGCGUAUGUUUUGUAAAUAUUGUUUGAGAGCGUUAUUUUGGGUCCGGGACCCGUGUCCACGUUUAUUUCGGGGGUGUUAGAGUGCGCACGGAGAUUGUACAUAGCGUAGCUCGGAGCGGGGCAAAUGGGUAAGAUAACGCAUUCCAUAAAAUGUGCCUAAGAGUUCGUAGGAGCUCCUUUACAUUAGCUUCGUGUAUAUUCAAUACAAUGUUUCGUAAAUUUCAUCUAAUAGCAAUUAAAUACGGUUUAUAUAAUAGUGCUACACUUCAGCGGGCGCAGCAUGGUUCCAUUUUUAUGUCCUGUCAUUAUGCCCGUCACUUUCGCACUUACAUACUUGUUAGAACGUUAUAGGCAUGGUGACAAGCGAUAAAAAUGCGACCGUGCUGCCGCCGCAGGGCGCAUUUGUCCCGCUCUUCGGUAGGUAGAUUUUUACACUCUUAAUGAUUACUUUCUUCUCUCUCUUCAACUAUAUUCAACUACGGAUGUAUAUGCAAGAGCAGUCAAUUCUUAAUAUAAUCUGAAGUAUUUAAAGGUUAUAGUUAUGGUUGGUCUUGAAGGAAGGUCUAAUGAUAGUGCCUUUAUAUUGGUCUUAUAACUAAACUACGGCGUCGGUUAGAUCAGAGCACACCGGCUGCGUACACUAACAUGAUAGAGCCGCGUGCACACGACACGCAAGCGGUGUGCCGUCUCUCAUAAGGAUAUGCAUAUUACAACGCGCACGUGCACGUCUACGCACACGCGUCCGGUGUGCACAGGCCUUAAGAGUUACAAUUUAAUUUAGAUUUUUGAUUACAUAUGCUGUAGUGAUGUGUUAUAAGAUCUAUGAUAAAGUUUUGUGACCAUAUGUAUUGAUCCCGAGAGAUGGUCUUAUAAGCUACAAACAUACAACAAACUCUACAAGCAGUUAGAGUUAGACCAAGACAAGUCUGCAACGAUUUUGAUAUAUUCAUAGAAGAUAUUUGAUAAUUUCAUAGAAGUUCGACGUUUAAAAUAACACUUGCACUGCGUGUGCUAUCAUAAUCUUUGCAGACUUAUCUUGGUCUAACUCUAUAAUGCUCUGAAUUGCUCUGAUUAAAUACGUAAAGUGGGCAAACUGGCAAUAUUCAAUAUACUAAAACAAUAUACAAAAUAAUAAAGUCGAAAUAUAGAAACACAAUGACGAAUAUGCAAUAAUGCCUAAUUGGAACCAAAAGCGGUAGGUACUUUCGUGA